AUAGAAUGAGAGGUUUUGGCUAUCUUUCUUCCCUCCCUCCCUCCAUCAUUCCUUCCUACCCUCCCUCAUGCUUUACCUCUCAUCUUUCUUGUUCUUAUAGGUCAAGAAGUUCAUUACAUCAUCUCCGUAUAACAGAUUUAAUAGCACAAAAUAUCGUUCACCUUAGCAAAGAACAUAACACAGAAACCGGCGAGAAUGGGUUCAAUGACAUUCCUAGAGGUGAUAUUGGCCAUUUUGAUACCACCGGUUGGCGUCUUCCUUCGUUUUGGCUGUGGGGUGGAAUUCUGGAUAGACUUGUUGCUGACCAUGUUUGGAUACAUUCCUGGUAUGGUAUACGCCCUUUAUGUCCUGGUCGGAAAGCAACAAACAAUUUAGAAGAGGAAUCAGGGGAUAUGAAAAGAAUUUGAAGGGAUCUUUCGAUUGUAAUAUGUUUAAAUUUGUAGGAUAUUGUUUCAGAAUUUUUCAGUUUAUGAUAAUGAUUUCAUCAAGCCUUAAUUACAAAUGGU
This is a messenger RNA of Linum tenue, 506 nucleotides long. Lineage: Eukaryota; Viridiplantae; Streptophyta; Magnoliopsida; Malpighiales; Linaceae. The record is from the annotation of a GenBank genome assembly.